AAACAGAUUCUAUACAAAAUAAACCUCCGCGUUACUUCAUUACUUAGAAUAUAAGUAUUACAUACGGUAGCGGAAAAGUACAUACGAUUUGAGAUGGAAAAAAUAAUAGAAAAUGCCAAGAUUUUUUUCACUCUGCCCCAUAUUAAAAUGUCGGAGAGAGUAACAGUGACAGUUAACGAAGGUAAAGUACGUGGAUUCAAAUCAAAAACCGCUUAUUCUGAUAUCGAGUAUUAUUCUUUUCUGGGAGUUCCUUAUGGAGAAUCAACCGAAGGCAAAGCUCGUUUCGAGGAUCCUGUUAAAGUGAAGCCUUGGAGUGGUGUUUUCGAUGCUACGGUUGAAAAAACAGGCUGCGAACAUUUUUCCGUCAGAUGGCAUAUGCUUACCGGUAGCGAAAAUUGCUUGUACAACAAUAUCCAUACUCUUCAGAUACCAACAUCAAAGGAAGAUGCUCUAAAACCAGUUAUAGUUCAUAUCCACCCAGGAGGAUUCUUCCACGGAUCACCAGAUCCACAUUACUACGGUUCACCCGAAUACAUCAUGAAUCAUGACAUCGUGUAUGUAUCUGUCGGACACAGGAUGCACAUAUUAGGAUACUUGAAUUUAGGCAUGAAAGAGUGUUCGGGGAAUCAAGCAUUAAAGGAUAUCAUACUCAGUCUUGAAUGGAUAAAGGAAAACAUUGCUUAUUUCGGAGGAGACCCCGAUAAUGUCACACUAUUGGGUAGCAGUAGCGGAGCUGCUCUGGUGCACUGUAUACUGUUGUCAAAACGAGCCACGGGUUUGUACCAUAAAGCUGUGCUAAUGGGCAUGUACGAAUUCAGCCCUGUGUUACCAACGAGAUUAACGCAUAUUCCCCUCGCUUACAAAAUAGCCCGUCGAUUAGGUUACGAUGGAAAAAUGAAUGAUAGAAGAGGGAUGUUGAGCUUUUUCAAAAAAAUUAAAGCAGAAUCACUAAUUGCACUUCGAUUAGAACUUUAUUACAAUACAGGAAUAUUUCCAAUAUUUCCCGCUUCGCCGUUCAAUCCUGGAUCUGACUAUGGAGAAAAUGCUGUCCUGGCUGAGUCAUAUAGAUCGCUAAUUCCUUCUACUAAUCGAGUACCAAUCAUAAUUGGAUUCUGUGACAGAGAAGGAGCUAUGGCAAUUCCAUUUUAUCAAAAACUUAAAAAAUCCGAAGCUUCCAGACAAUUGUACAACUGUGUCCGUCAAAAUAAAUGGGGAUGGGGAGUAAAUUUGAAAAAUGAUGACAUACGGCUAAUUCAAGAACAAAUCGAGAACUUCUAUUUGGAUGGGGAAUCGAUAGAACACGCAUCUCAAUCACUUACCUGCGACAUCUUGACCGAUAUUUCGUUAUCAGAUGUUUAUGACUCGCUCAUAAACGUUGUCUCAGAAGAUCCUCGUUCGCCGGUAUACCUAUACAAAUUCAAAUAUGAUGGUAACCUUAGUGUAAUGAAAGCAUCUUUUGAACGAUUGAUGAAAGAACCAUUGCCCGGAACGUUUCACGCCGCUGAUUACGCUCACUGGAGUUAUAUAGUAGAUCACAUGGGUAAAGAAAUGAAAGAUAUAACACCUCAAGAUCGAGAAAUAACAGAUACAUUCACAAAGCUUAUCACUACAUUUGCCAGAACAGGAAAUCCCAACUACGAAGAAUUACCAGUACAAUGGAGACCUACAACCAUAGAGCAACCGUCAUAUUUGAGCAUCGAUACUGAACUGGAAGUGAAGGACGAACUACUGAACGGGGAAAGAAUGGAAUUUUGGCACAAAUUGAAAAAACAAUUCGAUUAUUGAAACAAUGUGUAGUUUAUUUAAUACUAAAUAUAACGAUAAAAUAAA
Messenger RNA from Planococcus citri (citrus mealybug), 1830 nucleotides. RefSeq names its product esterase E4-like. Bases 94 to 1785 code for a protein of 563 amino acids. Gene Ontology annotation, molecular function: serine hydrolase activity. The record is from RefSeq and is a predicted model, not a curated record. Lineage: Eukaryota; Metazoa; Arthropoda; Insecta; Hemiptera; Pseudococcidae. The transcript has 10 exons.